AUGUCACUCUCACUCGCUCACACGCCUCUAGCAGCGUGCCUCCGCUCUGCGCGCGCUUUCGCUCUUACACCAUGCGCUAGGAACUCUCUCGCCCGCCCUCGCCUCCGUUUACACCCCCUCCCCUCCGCUCCCAAGCAAAAGUCUGCCCUCGUUCCCCAUCUUAUACACGCCCCCUUAUUCUCCACACCCUUCUGGUGUGUUGCGAUCACACCCCCACACCCUCCAUAA
This is a messenger RNA of Colletotrichum costaricense, 228 nucleotides long. RefSeq lists its product as uncharacterized. The coding region runs from base 1 to 228 and encodes 75 amino acids. The record is from RefSeq and is a predicted model, not a curated record. The transcript has a single exon. Lineage: Eukaryota; Fungi; Ascomycota; Sordariomycetes; Glomerellales; Glomerellaceae.